Messenger RNA from Somion occarium, 3933 nucleotides. NCBI's taxonomy places the organism in Eukaryota, Fungi, Basidiomycota, Agaricomycetes, Polyporales, Cerrenaceae. The record is from the annotation of a GenBank genome assembly.
GUGCUUGUCCCGCCCCAACUGGCCCGCCUUUCCAUGAUCGUUGGCGACCACACUCUCCGCACACCAUCCUUUUCGUGCUCGCCGUCGAGAGCAACAACAGCCGACGUGUGCCUAUCGAACUAGCGCACCAAGACUAAUUGAUCGCCUGUAGAACGUUGUCCAGCGCCUCCAGCUGCCAUUUCAGGCUAUCAGACCCAAGCCUCGCCCUCCCAGCUUUCCAACAGUGCUGAACUCGUCUCUCAGCCAGCUCGUCCUGCUCCAACUGGUCGCUUGAACGAUCCCCGACGCGGUCCUUAACGCGUCCCUCGUCUUUCGAAUCCAAUCCCGCCGAAAAACAAUAACCGUAGCCCUGGCUCGCAACUUAGUCCCGAUCAGGUCUAACCUGAGCUGAACAAGGGGACUACCACUUUCUGCUGCAAUUUGAACCAGGUACUAAACCCCGCUUUAGACGGUGUUAUCGCUGCUUCCAGCGUGCUCACCAUGGAACUCGACUGGGAGACGCGUCCGCUAUCCAUUGCACCCAAGUCCCGGGAAUGGCAUACUGCUCAGAACCAUGCCGGUCCUUCUUCUGCGACAUCCUCAUCUUCAGCUUUCAUGUCAAGAAGACGUUCAACAGCCGUGCAUGUUCCUCCUCCAGGACCUCCGCCAAGUCAGCCGAUACCUCACGUCCCCAUGAUCAUCAACCACCAUGAUGAUCGCGACGAAUUCCAGUUUGCAUCGUCUUCCAGUCCUUCUUACGACACACCUGAGUUUCACAAUUCAUUUGAGCCGCAACCGUACUCAUACAGUCGUCCAUCUGCCUCUGCUAACCUUGCCGCUGUAGCUGCAUUCUCGCAGCGACACGCACAUCCGUCACCGUCACCCAUCGCCUCUUCAUCCGCUGAUAAUCUUUCCGACCCUCCUCCGCGCUCCAUGCUUCGCAAUGGGACGCGCUCUCCGGUGCAAACACACGACAUUAUCCCUGAUCGACUCCUGCUUUCGCCACAGGAACCUCAACCUCCAUCCGACAGACGACCUUCAUCCGAGAGGCGCCCUUCGUCUCGUAGUGCCCUCACUAAAGCCUUAGAGUUAGCGAGACAAGCUGUACAACUGGAUUCGAAGAACGACGAUCCUUACGGAGCUGUGCUAGCAUAUAGCAAGAGUGUUGCUUUAUUGAGCGAGGUGAUGGAGCGUGUUAUGAGAGGCGAGGAUAGCUCAGAGUCUCACCGUCGGGGUAACGGACGACGACGCAGUGUAGUUGCGCAAGAAGAGGAAGUCAAGCGGUUGAAGUCUAUCCAUGAUACGUAUGCUGAUCGAAUGAACAUACUGAGCUUGAUUUACAACAUACCAUUACCCGCUCAUUCACCUUCAUCUGGAUAUGCGUCCUCCACCACCUCUGUAUCAACAGUUUCCACACAGCCAUCUUCGCCUUCGUCAACCUCACCGUUAUCCGAAAGUUCAAAUGGCUUACGGUCUCGAACAUCGUCUACGUCCUCUCAACAUUCUUCUGAUGAGCUUCGUGGGUCCUCAGAGACUGCACGACCACACGCCGAUGACUCGGAUGGUAUGCUUGCAAUAGGCGCUGCGAUGUUCACACUUGAUACAUCUAUGUCUCCCCGCACGCCUGUUGGACCUUCCGUUCAUCCAUAUGCUGCUUCCUCCGUGCAACCACUACCACCUAGUCCAACAGCUAGUCGGACAGCCGUGGCCUCUCCUCCGAGACUUGCAGUUGGUCGUCCUCGGGCGUCUUCUACCCUCCCUCCUCCGGCUCCUCCGCCGACCACUCUUCCUCCUCCCGCCCCUACACCUUCCAUUAUUGAGCCUGCUCCGGAGCCCUCAAUAUCACCAUCAUUGCGCCAUCACGAACCCAGUGUCGUUGGUCGAACAAGAGGGUUGUCAAUAAACCACAAACGAACAGGUUCUGGAAGCAAGCUUGCUGCACUUCAAGAGGAAGCCGAAAGGUCGGAAGAUCGAAUCACAAUUGAACCAGACCUCCUUGCUCCUGCAGAUGCUGACGAGAACGCUGUACGUCGCAGUAACAAUCGCGAUUCACACCCACUCCCGCCUUUGCCUUCCCCUGCACCGUCUUCUGUCGAAUCAGCAACGACGCCUCGCAAUGCUGUUAACGGUAGCGACUCCGUUCCUCCUAGUCCGCAUUUCUCUUCUAGGCCACGGGGUGACUCAACUGUAUCGACACGUUCUGCCGUAAUUCCGACGAAUCACCAGCCAUUAAUUAAUAACUCGACUACAAUGGGGACCAUUUUCCAGAGACGCAAUAAGACAUCUGCACCGCCACCAUCGGCUACUGGCACUUCACCGACAGAUUCAGAAGUGUCCUUGUCUAAACUGACGGCAUCCUCGCUGCCUGCUAGUACUGUGUCCAGCUUAGGCAUGUCCAAUAAUCGAAGUAGAGCAGUCUCACAACCAGGUCGGCGACCAUCUGCGGCAACCUAUCCUUUCCCUCCUCAGAGUGCUGGUGCUAAUAAUGCUCAACCUACGGGACAACCACGGAAAGUCUCGAUACCUUCAAAGCUAGGCCCGGGUGCUCCCCAAAUAAAGAUUAACACGGCGCUUCUCUCACCACCACUGGGGAGUGCAAUGUUAGAGAUGGCCCCUCUAGUACCCCCACCACCGAUACCCCAUGGAAACAUACCCACUGCUCCGAUGUCUCCGCUGCCCCCUUCAGCGCCUUCAGAUCCACUUCGGAAACCGUAUCAUAUGAUGAACCUGCUCAGGCAGACUAUGGUCUCUAAAACUGGUGGGUACGUGACUAGACGGCUGCAUGUACCACAGGAAGUGUGGUCUCAAGGCGGUGCGAAACUUACGAAUAUACCGGAAAAAAUUCGAGUAGUCGAGGUGCUCUGCUCUGCCCUUGAGGAACUGCAGAGCUGGAGCGUCGAAUACUUUGGCGCUGGAAAUGUGAGCAGUGGUAUGUCCCUUGGUAUUGGGAGUAUCGGCAAAAAGGAGGGCGAGGCAUGGGCAACAAAAUUGGAAGAGUUCUCGAGCGUUUGUGAUGGCGUAGUGGGUAACUUUGGGAAGAAACUUGGCGUAGGUGAAGGUUUCGUCACCAAGAAAAGCAGUGGCGUCACCUCGUGGGGAGGCAAACUGACACGACAGUUUGACAAGUUCACGAACGGGAAAAACCUUGAUUCACCCGCGAUGUAUGUCCAAGGACUCGCAAAGUUGUUCUCGCAAGCACAAAUCCUCGACGAACAUACCAAAGCGAUACAGACUCAACCUAUCGCACCACUUUACGCGGUCUUUUCUGCAGAGCUAAGGGCAGCCAUCGAACACAAGCUAAAACACGCUUCUGAGUUCUUUGCCAAGGUCGUUCUCACCUUCGUGAUCCGUGACAUGGCUCUACUACUUGACAAGUACGUCAAGAAAUGUGAGAAAUGGCUAGCGGAGUGAUCGGCCUUUCUGUGGUGGUUAUUCUUUUCUGUUUGUUUCUCAUUCUCAUUGGUUCCGCAUCUCUCGUCCCUGUUGUGCGCAUUUGUCUUCACUAGUACUGGUCCUCACUUUUUCUUUCCAUCCUUUCGUGCAUUCUUCAUCACGUUUUUCCUUACUGUGACAGUUGUGGAGUUGACCUACGCAUUGUAAUUUUAUGCUCUCAGGAUUAGAAACAUCACUGGAUCUCUCGGCUCAAUCUCUUCUGUUGCAACCGUUCGUCUCUUCCGUCUGUCUGUUGGUUUAAACUUCACCUCCUUUCGACAAGCCUUCUUUUGUGUGAUGCCGUUCUUCGGUUCACUUGCGUGUGCGUACCGUUUCUUUUAACUUCGAAGUUUACAGUAUUGGGCCCCAUGGUGGUAUAUCAUCUUAUCUCAUUUCCCUUCCCUUCUAUGCAUUGUUCCCCUUACAUAUUUCUGCUUAAUUGUACAUACUGGUGAAUGUAUAGGACUACAAGAGUCGUGCCACACCUACAUAAACAUGGAACAAGAACUCAUUCCUCCUCAC